AUGCCGAAACCAAUCAACGUACGAGUGACCACCAUGGAUGCCGAGCUGGAAUUUGCCAUCCAGCCCAAUACCACGGGCAAACAGCUUUUCGACCAGGUGGUGAAAACAGUUGGUUUGCGUGAAGUUUGGUUUUUUGGGCUGCAGUAUGUGGACAGCAAAGGUUACUCUACAUGGCUUAAGCUAAAUAAAAAGGUGACACAGCAAGAUGUUAAAAAAGAGAAUCCUUUACAGUUCAAAUUUAGAGCUAAAUUCUUUCCUGAAGAUGUUUCUGAGGAAUUAAUUCAAGAAAUAACCCAGAGACUUUUCUUCUUGCAAGUUAAGGAAGCUAUCUUAAAUGAUGAGAUAUAUUGUCCACCAGAAACUGCAGUUCUUUUGGCUUCCUAUGCUGUCCAAGCCAAGUAUGGAGAUUAUAAUAAAGAGAUGCAUAAACCAGGCUACCUGGCUAAUGAUAGACUCCUACCCCAGCGUGUUUUGGAACAGCACAAACUGACAAAAGAACAGUGGGAAGAAAGAAUACAGAACUGGCAUGAAGAACACAGAGGAAUGCUGAGGGAAGAUUCUAUGAUGGAGUACCUGAAGAUUGCCCAAGAUCUAGAAAUGUAUGGAGUCAACUAUUUUGAAAUAAAAAAUAAAAAGGGAACUGAAUUGUGGCUAGGCGUUGAUGCUUUGGGUCUGAAUAUUUAUGAGCACGAUGACAAGUUAACACCAAAAAUUGGUUUUCCCUGGAGUGAAAUCAGAAAUAUUUCAUUUAAUGACAAAAAAUUUGUUAUAAAGCCAAUUGACAAAAAGGCACCUGAUUUUGUUUUUUAUGCUCCUCGUCUGAGAAUCAAUAAACGGAUUUUGGCUUUAUGUAUGGGAAACCAUGAACUAUACAUGCGAAGAAGAAAGCCUGAUACCAUUGAAGUGCAGCAGAUGAAGGCUCAGGCGAGGGAGGAGAAACAUCAGAAGCAGUUGGAAAGGGCACAGCUAGAGAAUGAAAAGAAGAAGAGGGAGAUAGCAGAAAAGGAGAAGGAAAGGAUAGAGCGGGAAAAGGAGGAGUUGAUGGAGCGGCUGCGGCAAAUCGAAGAGCAGACGGUGAAAGCCCAGAAAGAACUAGAAGAACAGACUCGAAAAGCUCUGGAACUGGACCAGGAACGAAAACGAGCAAAGGAAGAAGCAGAAAGACUUGAAAAGGAGCGUCGAGCUGCUGAAGAAGCCAAGUCCGCUAUUGCAAAACAAGCUGCUGACCAGAUGAAGAACCAGGAGCAGCUGGCAGCAGAACUUGCUGAAUUCACUGCCAAGAUUGCACUUCUGGAAGAGGCCAAGAAGAAAAAGGAAGAGGAAGCUACUGAGUGGCAACACAAGGCUUUUGCAGCCCAGGAAGAUUUGGAAAAGACCAAAGAAGAACUAAAAACUGUGAUGUCUGCCCCCCCUCCACCACCACCACCCCCAGUCGUUCCUCCAACAGAAAAUGAGCAUGAUGAGCAUGAUGAGAAUAAUGCCGAAGCUAGUGCUGAAUUAUCAAAUGAUGGAGUGAUGAACCAUCGGAGUGAAGAGGAACGUGUAACAGAAACUCAAAAAAAUGAGCGUGUUAAGAAGCAACUCCAGGCACUAAGUUCAGAAUUGGCCCAAGCUAGGGAUGAAACCAAGAAAACACAAAAUGAUGUUCUUCACGCUGAGAAUGUUAAAGCCGGCCGCGAUAAGUACAAGACUCUGCGGCAGAUUCGACAAGGCAACACCAAGCAGCGGAUUGAUGAGUUUGAAGCCAUGUGAGAGCUGUUAUUUUGCAUACGUGUUCUUCAUAAGCUGAACCACCAACAGAGAAAAGCAGGCCUUUGCAGAUGUGAUGGAACGCAUCCCACCUUGCCAAAGCACUUACACCAGUUGACUGUGGUGGCUAAAGACAUACUUGAGGGGAGCUCUUCAGCAUUAAGGCAGUGUAAUGUCAUGCUUGAUUUUCUUUUCCUUUUGGCCCAGGGAGUGAAGGACAGCGUUCCAUCGCCUCCUGUCACAUUUUCAGUUUCCAUUGUUUUUUUUUUUUUUCUGUUGGAGAUUAACACUAAGGAUCAUGUCUGACAAAUGUGUAUGCGUGAUUUCAGCACUUUGUACAGUUCAAAGGAUGAUGGUGACUUAAUGAGUGUUUAGCUGGAGCACUCUGUUUUCUUUUGCCCCUUCCAUAUUUUGCCUGUGUGUAUUUCCACAUUCUGUCUCACUCAUAUCCUCAGCGUGCCCUUCUCCUUGCUGUGCCGAUAGCCAUAAUUCUGCCAUUAUACAGGUCAUCGGCAUGGUUAAAAUGAGGAUAAGCGACAGGGUAGACAGUCUUUGAUAAUUAUGUAGAAGACAGCUGUGAAUCAUGAAAAGGAUUAGAAUGUUUAAUAGUGUAGGAUGCAGCUGGUGGUUAAUGUUUUAAGUCCCAGUUAUAUUAUUGGAUAUUUGAUAUUUGCCUGCUUAAUUACAGUCAUCUUCGACAGCCGAA
This is a messenger RNA of Lontra canadensis (Northern American river otter), 2455 nucleotides long. RefSeq names its product radixin (gene RDX). Bases 1 to 1752 code for a protein of 583 amino acids. The transcript has 13 exons. Gene Ontology annotation, biological process: positive regulation of early endosome to late endosome transport; regulation of organelle assembly; positive regulation of protein localization to early endosome. NCBI's taxonomy places the organism in Eukaryota, Metazoa, Chordata, Mammalia, Carnivora, Mustelidae. The record is from RefSeq and is a predicted model, not a curated record. Gene Ontology annotation, cellular component: adherens junction; apical part of cell; filopodium. Gene Ontology annotation, molecular function: cell adhesion molecule binding; actin binding.